This is a messenger RNA of Talaromyces atroroseus, 894 nucleotides long. RefSeq lists its product as hypothetical. The transcript has a single exon. The record is from RefSeq and is a predicted model, not a curated record. Bases 1 to 894 code for a protein of 297 amino acids. Lineage: Eukaryota; Fungi; Ascomycota; Eurotiomycetes; Eurotiales; Trichocomaceae.
AUGCGUUGGUCAUUUACAAUAAGCAUUUAUAUCACUCUCCACGCAUCUCAUUCUCAACAAUAUCACAGUAUCACAGUCUUCAGUAUUGAUAUCCUCCAAAUGGCAGUCGACGUCGACCACCUCUUUGGGCUUAGCCCCAAUAUCCCUCAAUAUGCGUACAAGAACAAACGCACCUUCCUUGCUGUGCGAGACGAGGCAACACUUCUCUUCAAGUCGAAGAAGAAUCAGAGCCAAUACAUCGUCUUUUCUGGCGUUACCAAGGACAUCUACUAUCACGAUCUCGACGAAGAGUUAGGCAUCGAUUCCUUCAUUCCAAAUCUCGAGAUCAUCCUAUAUAAAAUGCCGACUCGGACACAUGAAGCAAUCCAACGGGAAUUCGCCACAAUGCUGGAUGAGAAGCUGAUGCACAUGGGCCGUCUUCAUAAAGCGAUCCUUAGAAUAGGUGAAGCCGAUGUAGAGGGAGAAGGCCGGACAAAGCGACCAGACACGUCAUAUCUCCCGAUUCGGUAUCCCAAUCGAAAGUGGCCUACCUUGGUAGUAGAAGUCGGAUUUAGUCAGGAUUUACGGAAAUUGCAAACGGAUGCUCGAUGGUGGUUGUCCGAGUCGAACGGUGAUGUACGGACCAUGAUUAUCAUUUCGAAAAAUCCGAAAAAAAAUGAAAUGACGAUUGAGAAAUGGAUAUUUGAUCAGGGGCCAACUCGAGAAUACCAUACCAUGGUAGUGAAAGACGUAAACGGAGCCAAAGCUACAAAUCAGAAUCCUUUGAUUAUUGGAUUCAACGAUCUCUUACUCCGCGAUCCACAGGAACCUCUAGAACAGGAUAUCAACUUUCCUGGGGGUGACUGGGAGGAAUAUGCAGACAGGGUAUGGGCAUGGCAAUAUGCGGAGGAAUAG